CGUCGGCUCCAAUGCACCCGCCUGCGAGGCAGAUCCACGACAAGCUCGGAGUCUAUUCCUCAAGCGAUCGACACCAACACCAGACUGUGCGGUGCCAGGGCGACCGAGCCGAUGAGAGGACGACGCGCAUGCCUGAUCUCAAGAGGGUGCCGGCUGUGCGCAUUGGUCUGCCGCUCCCCACGCGUAUCUCCGUGCGUGACGCUUAUGGCUGCGGCUGGCGAGACCGCUGAGAACGAGGUCACGAGAACGUUUCAAGCGGUUCUCACUCGAGAACCUGCGCGUCGCGAAGAGCACGAGGUGUCUUCGCCAUGCAAAAUUAUGGCAGACCCUCAUAGACUCGCGACCUCGCAGCUAGUCGAGUGCUCCCUCGGGCGUUCUUUCAAUGCCCGCAUCGCUUCGCGUCCGAUCAGGUGUGCGACCGUCGUCGCGGAGAGAAGUGUUCAUGUUCAUGUAUGACUCAGGUAAUCUUCUCAAUUUAUGACACCGUUCUAUAGUACAUCAUCAUGUGGC
Molecule: messenger RNA, 510 nt
Organism: Laetiporus sulphureus 93-53
Lineage: Eukaryota; Fungi; Basidiomycota; Agaricomycetes; Polyporales; Laetiporaceae
Exons: 2
Coding region: 205-456 (83 amino acids)
Source: RefSeq, a predicted model, not a curated record